Messenger RNA from Ectocarpus sp. CCAP 1310/34, 5409 nucleotides. NCBI's taxonomy places the organism in Eukaryota, Phaeophyceae, Ectocarpales, Ectocarpaceae. The record is from the annotation of a GenBank genome assembly.
UGUGUUUGUGGUGGAUGGCGUGAGACGGCGGUGUACAUUGCGCUUGCCACUGCACAGGUGAUGACUUCGUGGGUGGUUAUCGGGUAUCCAAGUGUGUCUACUCGUUGAUCUCGACAGAGUUGCGGCCUCAUCAUCAAGUCUCUUUUCCGGAGGAGACCAUCGCGGCAGCUGGAGGAGGCUGAUAUUUUCAGCUGUGCUGGUGUGGUUCGUGCGAGAGGAUCGGCAGAUCCUGCUACAGAGUAAGUAAAAUACAUGCCGUUUGCUAUGUCAGAAGCAGCUGCCUCACAGCCAGCAGUGGCAGAGGCAACGAUGACAACAGCAUCGACGUGCCAACAUGAAACAGACCAGCUCGGGCCAAACACUGCCAGGGCAUCUAAGGAAGGCCCUCUAGAGCCCAGCAACCUCUCUGAUGUCCAAGCCGGCGAUGUAGAUGAUGGUACGCAUACGUCGAGCACUCGUAGCCAGGCCCGCACUUCUACUGGCGGCGACGAGUUGCUGGAACGCGCACGCGAGCUGAUGGCGCGACACAAGCAAGACAGGGAACACAGGGGCGCCGAGCAUGUCGCGCUGGUACCAGAGGUUCUGGAAUGCCUCCAGAUCGCGCUUCCGCUAAUAAAUGAAAAACGGCUCCACGACAAAGCCAAACUGCUGUCGGUUUUCCAGCUGUGCGAGGAGGCCGUUCUGGCAGCCUCGGACGACUGCAGCGACGACAACGACGUCUGCACGAGGACGCUGGGGCUGGCGAAGGCGGUCGUCGUGGACAUGCUAGCUCACAAGCGACUGGGAGAGGUGCGGACAUCAACUUGUCGUGAAAGGCUAGACCGGUACGUCCAAGAGAUAGACGACCUACUUUGGCGUUUAGACGAAAUGCUGACACACUCCACGGGCAACGCUAGGAGCGGCGGCGGCGGCGCUAGUGGCGGUGGGCCGGUCCCCCUCCUUGCUAACCCUUGGAGCGAAGAAGAGAGGACGGUCAUGAAUCAACUUUGCGAGCAUCGUUUCCUGGCACUUGUGCCCCACACGUCGUACUACGAGACAGUGGAAGGCGUGAGACAGGGCGUCGAAUGGGCCCUCAGGCAAAGAUUCUCCCAAGCGAGAGUGUUGGUCUUUGGCUCAUCCGCAAUGAGCUUGUCCACACCCGAGAGCGACAUCGACCUGACCCUUCAUCUCCCUUCCAGAGUGGAGCUCAUGCAAGAGCUCAAGGGCGUUGUCGAGUCCAAGACAAGAGCAGUCUUGAUGGCGGAGGAAGGGCAGGCCCACGCUGUGCAGCUACUGAAGCAGAGAGCAUCCAUGGAAGACAAAUUGUCGAAACUCAAUGGCACCAAGCGGGGAAAACUGAACGACCUGUCGGCCUUGACUCUGUCCAGAGACAAAUCUGCCCAGAAGCUGCAUGCAAUGAAAGCUGCUCAUGCCGCCCGAAAGAUGCGGAAACUGGAGACUUCCUCGCAACAAACGCAGGAUUCGGAAAAGUCGGAAAAAAGUCAAACACCUCGCAGCAAGGACGAGCAGCAACCCACGCAGAGGCCAACCGGUGCAGCAACAGCCGCAAGGGUACCUAAUCCCGAGCCCGUGGCUUGUGCCGCUGAAGACAAGGACAAGGACCGCAAUGAUUCUCGAGAUGGACAACGGGCAGCCGAGCCAGAAGAGGAGGACAGAGAGGUGGUGUUGCUGGAGAGCAAGCUGGCGGCCAGGGAGCGAGGGAUCAAGACAAGCCGGCGAGCGGCCACGGAGGCGGAAGCUGCUUUUGAAGAGAAAAAGAAGGAGCUUGAGGACUGGACCAAAGAAAACUUUGACAACGCUAGCCCCGAACAGAAGAAGGUUGUGCAAGCCAUCAUAAAGUGCAGGGCAUCACUGGCAAAGGCCCAGCAGAACCUCAAGGCGACGAGCAAAAUCGUGUUCGAGAUGAAGAGGGUAAUGGAGAGAAAGGGCUUCACGGACGUCAUGGCUGUUCACAGAAGCCGAGUGCCAGUGGUUAAGACGUGUGUGCCGCGGCGCCUGUGGGGCCCCGCCGGGCGUCCGAUUGAAUGCGACAUCAGCGUCAACAACCUCGUCGCCGUGCACAACACUCGCCUCGUUAAGGCCUACACCGACCUGGACCCGCGAUGCCACAGGCUGCUAUACUUAGUGAAGGCCUGGGCGAAGGCGAGGGGAGUGGGAGACUCAUCGAAGGGCACGCUGAGCUCGUACGGCCACUGCCUCACCGUCCUCCACUAUCUUACGCGAGUCGGCGUGGUUCCCUCGCUUCUCAAGGAGCACAAGUCAUUCUCCAAGGAAGCAGGCGCCCAGCCUACACCCCGUGCAUUCGACCACGGGGACGGUGCCUUCAUUGUAGAAGGAAUCGAUGUGUCCUUCUCCAAAAUCAACUCGGAAGCCCUUCCACCCUGUCCCCUCCCGGGGGAAAAUCACUCCCCGCCCCUGCCCCGUGACACAGCGGGCCGAGCAAUUCACGGGAACGCCUCGGAAGCCGACAGCAAUCAGGCGGUGGCAGACUCGUAUCCUGAUGUUGCAAAUGAUACCGCAAAUGGUAGCAGGAGCGGGAGCGAGGGUCUAGCGAUUCGAGAUGCAACCAUUUGCGAUCUACUGUUGGGCUAUUUCAGGUACCUGGCCGAAGACUUCUGCCACGCCAAGGAGGUAAUGACCCUGCGUCCGAAGACCAUCCUCAACAAAGCCGACGUGUGGGCCAGACCCAAGCUAUGGCGUACGAGUGUGGAAGAUCCUUUCGAGACUUUCGACAGCAUCAACCCGCAUGAUCUGGGCACGGUUCUUUCGCGCACUGGCCAGACGCUACUCCACCAACAAUGGAAGAGGGGGUACGCCAUAAUGAAGAAAGGUGGUUCGAAGGCAAUCCAAGAGCUGUUCGAGACGUGCGACAGGGCCGCGAAAAACGGGCCCAAGAACGUUCCUGGUCUUGCCAAGAAGGACGGCGGUGGUGCCCGCGGCGGAAGGGUGGCCGGCACUGGCAACGGUCGCAGCACAGCUGUGCAAGGACGGGAACACCAGCACGCCAAAAGAGGUGCAGGGCGACUGUGGAGCCCCGCAGACGCGAACGGGAGUCACCACCAUCGUCAGCAACAGAAGCAUCGCCCCCAGGAACGAAGGGCGCCACUCGCCCUCCGCGGCAUACCUCAAGGACAAGGUCGAUCGCUACUGCCCAUGGCAGAGAUGCAUCAGCAACAGCAGCAGCACGCCCACCACCACCAACAGCACCGCCAGAGACAGCAACAGAAGCAUCAACAACUGGCAUUCCACCACGCUAACGGAGCUCACCGUCACCUGCGGUACCAGCAACAGCGGCACACGUCGUACAACGCUGUGAGCUUGCAGCCGCAGCAGCAACAGCAGCAACAGUCGCGGCAGCAACACCACGUACAAUCACAGCAAUAUCCAUCUCACAACGUUGCCCUGACAGAUGGAACCGUCGGCGGCUUCGCGGUUCUCGCCGAACAACCCGUCACCCUUCCACUUCAAACCGGGUUUCCACAACAGCAACCGGUACACCCCGGGUACCAACCUCCGCCGACGAUGCCCAUGAACCCACGGCAGGAGAUGACAGGGCGAGGAGGCAGUCGACAACAAGGCCGUGGAAGAGUUGAUCCUCGGAGCCAGGAAGGCAAAAGCGCGCCGGUAGGAGGUGGGAGGCGCCAAGGAGGACGUGGAGAAGGGUUGAAGCGGGGCCGGAGGGGAAAGGGGGUUCGUAACGGAGGACCUGACGGAGCGAGUGGGGGUUCGUGAUCAACUGUUUUUUCUUUCUUUUAGCUGUUGAAAUGGGUGCUUGUGAGAAUUGCCAAUCAGGUAUGGCGUGACUGAGCGGUGGUAGAGACUGCAUGCUGGCAGAUUGAUGCAGGUCUUGUCUUGUUCGUUCGUGAUGGAUUGGUGGGAGUGGUGUUGCAUUGUAUCUGUAGGCCAAACGGGUACAAGUAAGGGCAACACAAUCGGACUUUUUUGCCAGGGUGUUCACCAGUCCGAAGUAGAGAAGACGUGACUGACGAGGGAACAGUGUGUCCUUCUGAGGGGAUUGUCGGUCGCCGGUGGUGCUACAUUUCAUGCACGAGCCUCGAGUGUUGAAACAGUUAAGAAGACUCACUCGCUCACCUUUGUCGCUGAAAACAGUUCGUGCGUAGAACCGGUUCCUCAGGGCUGAAGAUCUAUGGAGAACUGAGCUUACGUUGUUCAUACGGUAUUUGACAGGUCGUGCGCCAGCUUGCUGGUCACAUCCAUGUAGACGUAGUAGGUCAUCACAGCUUCUCUUCCAUGGCAGUAUUUGCCACGCGAACGGCAUUGAACAGUUCGCUUGACAUAGGAAACACGGAUGGAUGAAGCAUGCGAAAGACAGAGUAACGGGUGAUGACAUGCACAUUAGCAGGCUUUGGCUUUGAUUUUAUUUUCCACAUGGGUGUUGAAAUAAAUAUAUAUAUUUUUUUUGAAGCGUUCUGUUGAAACGUGUCAUCAUGAAGAGACAUACAUGUUGAGGUUGUCCCUUCUUCGUAGAUACGGCAUAGUCUAACCGCCGCCCCUUCGACACCUUUUGUCUAGAGGGAAAAUAGCUUUUGAAUUCGUCACGGCAUUUGCGGCUUUGGCCCAGACAUGUAGGAAACCAUGUCCACAUAAUAAUACCAUGCAUGAAUUCCCAGGACAUGCCAACACAUUUAUUGGCAGAUUACGAGCUCCGCAGGCAAAACGCUUUUCGAAACGCGAUAGUCCCGAGUGCUGACAACAAUUCCCAAGCUCGUUUGAACUUGGGUCUCUCUUUUGUUUAGCUUCAGUCUCAUCGUUAGAUAUCCGUGGAAAUUUCAUUAGCAUGCCCUAUAGACUAUCCCUUGCCCGACCCGGUCAAAAUGCUGAUCUCGAGCUACUGUGCAAAUCUCGUGGCGCCUCGAGUAUGGUUCGGUGUGGAAUCGCAAAUCAUGAGCCGUCCCCGAGUUUGAGCAGCUUCCGCCUCCUGUGGCAGGCGAGAGUCGGCCUUGACUGUUCCUUUCCUGUUUCGCCAUGGAAAUGGCCGGUCGAACACUGAAAGAGGGUCCUGCAUGCUGCGCGCCACAUUUUAUUUUUUUUCGUUUGUGCUUGAGUGCCCGUUGUAGACAUGCGGCUGCUGCUGCGGUUGCUGUUGUUAUGCUCGGAACGUGCUGCAAUGGUCGUAAGGUUGUCGUAGUCUGGUUUGUCAACAGUCUGCUCGUUCGUGUUGCGGUAGUGGUGCGCAUCGAUCGCGACGGCAAGCGCAUUGAGAUAAUUGUUCGUCGGUCGAUCUUCUAGUCUAUUCUACGCAGAAUGUCGUGUUCUUCUUUGUUGCCACUUCAUACCAGCAAGAAAGUCUCCACAGUUCGGAAACGAUGACUUUUUUCUUCUGUUGUGUCUUUGUUGCUGAGCGCACAUCAGAUGUCGCCCUUCGUUACACGUGUUUAAGCCUGCGGU